GUUCUUUGUGCCGCAUGAUACGUCGUAUUUGCAACUGCUUGGAACAACCAUAUGGAUUUUCUUACUUUCGUAUACGUUAAAUUUCAUUUAACUACAUUUUCUUAUCAUAAAUUAUUUCUUAAUAUUCCUUAUCUUGAUAUAAUAAUCAUGUUAAAUUAAUAAAUUAAAAAUUCUAUUGAAAUCAUAUUGCAAACGGAAGUACGUAGAAAUUGAAGACAGUACUAAAACGCCAUUUUGUGUGUCCUUUCGAGAGGAAGGUAGACAUUCUGACGAAAAAAAAUACUGAACGCUGAUAUCUAAACAUUUUCUCCAUUCGCAAGAUUGUGCGAAGAUAUUAUUUCUUCUUCUUUAUUUCACUACGAUACAUUAAACUGCGUUGAUGAUUGGGAUUCCGCGAGACGACCGACAUAAAAUUACGGUUAAGAUCCGCAACAACAUGAAAAGAAGUUCGAGUCGUGAUACUCCGCCUCCUCGGGUGAAACGAAGUCGAUCUUCCAUGGGACGAUAUGAUGAUUCAAGUGAUGAACGGAUAACACCAGAACGUAUUCGACGACGUAGCAGAGGUGCUAGAAGUCCUAGUCCAUCAGCAAGAGCGUCAUCUCAUGCGCGUUAUGUAGAGUCAAGUUCACAUCGCGAUGAUUAUUUGCGCGCACCUCGUGAUUUGCCACCAGAACGGCCAUACAGUUAUAAAGUUCUUUGUGUCAGUUCCAUUCAUCCAAAAGCCAGUGAUGAAGUAAUUAAAGAUACUUUGUAUAGAGAAUACAAAAAGUUUGGUGACUUUUCUAUAAGAAUUUCUCAUGAAUUAGAUGAACGCGUUGCUUAUGUGUGCUUCAGGAGCUCAGAAGAUGCACGAGAUGCAAAACAUGCUAAACCACGAAUUAUAAUGUAUGAUAAAGUAGCUUUGGUAGAACCAGUCUAUGAAAGACCUGAUACAUAUCGUAGACAAAGAUCUGUUUCACCACCAGAUUAUGAACGGUAUUAUGCUAGAUCUCCAGGUCCAACAGAUAGGCAUAGACCAUUAGAUCGAUAUGAACGUGUAUAUGGACCUCCUGUAGGUUUGCCUCCUCAUCGUGAAAUGAGAAGAGAAACAAUACCACCCCCUCAUCAUGAAUUUGUUAGGCCACCUAUUCAUCACGGACCACCUCAUGUUCAUCCAGGUCCCCCUCAUCAUUAUGGUCCACCUAGACAUAUGAUGCUUCGUCAUCCUGUUCAUGGAUUCGAACGAGUUGAAAAUAAGAAAGAUAAAUUUCCAAAUUAUCUGCAUCAUGUAUCUCCGGAAGAUGACCCUCUUGCAACCAGAACUCUUUUUGCUGGUAACUUAGAAAUCAAUAUAACUGAGGAAGAAUUACGUAGAAUUUUUAGUAAAUAUGGUAUUGUUGAUGAUAUUGAUAUCAAAAGACCACCACCAGGAACAGGAAAUGCAUAUGCUUUUGUACGAUUCCAAACAUUAGAUAUGGCUCAUAGAUGCAAAGUUGAACUUUCUGGACAGUAUAUAGGAAAGUUUCAAUGCAAGAUAGGAUAUGGUAAAGCAACUCCCACUACACGAAUAUGGGUUGGUGGUUUAGGUCCUUGGACUUCAGUACCUCAAUUAGAAAGAGAGUUUGACAGAUUUGGAGCAAUUAAAAAAAUUGAUUACAUAAAAGGUGAUAGUAACGCAUAUAUUCUUUAUGACUCUAUCGAUGCUGCACAGGCUGCUGUGAAGGAAAUGCGUGGUUUUCCUCUUGGUGGUCCUGACCGAAGAUUAAGAGUUGAUUUCGCAGAUGUAACACCAGGUUUUGGUUUUAAACCUAGAUCAUAUCCUGAAGACAAUGCAGACUUUAGACCACGCUUAGUAGAUUAUGAAUCACCGUAUGAUCCUUAUGGUCCUGAAAAUGAAUUUGGUUAUGGACCAAGAGGGUUUCGGGGACGAGGAAGUGCACCAUGGCAUGAAAGAAGAGGUGGUGGAAGAGGUGGUUAUCGCGGUACUUGUCCCGAAGGUUAUCUUCGCGAUGAAGCUGAUUGGUCAAGUCGUAGACCUCCACCAGAAAUGGAAUAUGAAACUCCUCGUAGCUUAAGGAGAUCGUUAUCGCGAGAACCGGGUGUAGAUCGGUCCAGAUCUAGAUCACCACGUAGAAGACAAAUGGAUUCAGAUUCUGAUUCUGAGAAUACUCGUACAGGAAUGCUUUCCACAUCUCGUACUUUACCCGAAGUAGCACGGAAAUCCAUUGCAGUUUGGCAAGGUGCAUUAAUAUUAAAAAAUUCACUAUUUCCAGCUAAAUUUCAUCUUACAGAUGGAGAUACAGAAAUAAUAGAUGCUCUUAUGAAAGAUGAAGAGGGUAAACAUAUGCUACGAAUAACACAGCGUCUUCGUCUUGAUCAACCAAAGUUGGAUGAUGUAUCUAAAAGAAUACAAACUUCUAGUUCGCAUGCUAUAUUUCUUGGUCUUGCUGGAUCAAGUGGAGCUGUUACAAAUGAUGAUGCUAAUGUUCAAACACGACCACUUCGUAAUUUGGUUUCUUAUUUAAAGCAAAAAGAAGCAGCAGGUGUUAUAUCGCUUUUAAAUAAAGAUACAGAAGGAACUGGAGUACUCUAUGCAUUUCCACCGUGUGCUUUCUCUACAGAGCUCCUGAAGCGUACAUGUCCUAGUUUAAGCGAAGAAGGUUUAAAAGAGGAUCAUUUGGUAAUUGUUGUUGUUAAGGGUGGCAGUGCCUAAAUUUUAAACAAGUGACAUAAAAACAGUUGCUUUAUCCAUAAAUAACAAAAUUAAUUCAUUGUUUUAAUACUUUCUAUGGAAAGUAUUAUUUUGAUUCAAUUGGUAAGGUGGUAUAGGAUGAUGUACAGAAGUUGUAGCAAUGAUUGAUGCUUUUUGAUCUAUAUAAGUAUUAUUAUCAUAGAUUUGAUUUAAUUAUUUUUGAGGUAUUUAAUAGAAUCAUUUUAAAGUGUAAUAUGCCGGUAUAAUUUUUUUAAAUAACAUUAUUUGAAUCAAGAUUUAUAAAAUAAGAUAAAUGUUGGAACAUAGAUCAUUUUUUCUUACACAGUAAAUAUCAUUUGAAUGUUAUUAAUUUUAUUUCUCAGAUGUAGAUAAUAUUUAAAACAGACAUACUUGAAUCCGUCUAAAUACUCAAGUUUAUAAUAAUAUAGAUUCACUAAUUAAUUAAAUAACAAAAAUAUAUUAAAACGUGAGUUCAAAAAAUUUUAAUGGAUUCUAAAUAUUAUUUUCUAAUAUAAUAUAUGUUUCUAUUCCAAUAUUCUAAUAAUAGUAUAUUAUUAUGCAUCUUACAGAAAAAAUCAAAGUAAAUUCAUCAAAAAUAAUAAAAAUAAUACUUAUAUUGUAUCAAAAAACAUUUGUGACAUCUACUUUGUAAUGUUACUUGAACUGAGGAAUUCUAAAGUAAUCACAAAAAUGAUAUACAUCAUUUUCAAUAAGGUACCUUUACUAUAAGAGUCUUGACAUAAAACAAUAUUAUUACCCUUAUAAUCAGAGGUAAAUGUUUAACUACAUAGUAUAAGAAUUUAUCUGUAUUAUACACAUAUAUCUGUAUGUUUAACGAUGAUGAUGUUACUGUACACAGAUCUUUCACAUUUAUAGUAUAUAAUUUUAUUAUCAUUUUUUUUUUAAUACUAUCAAAAAACAUUGUGACUUCCAUAUUUAUAUAGAGUCUUAUUAGAUGUGUUUAUAUCAACAGGAAUUGACUUCAAUGUCAUUGGUUGAGACAAUAGAAUGCAGAUAUCUUAUCCUUAUUAUAAACAGAAGAAAUGUAACUUCUCUCUGAGCCUAAUGAUAUAUUAAGUAUCGUAUUUUGUUUGACAGAUUAUUCAUGUUGCAGUGAUAAUGACUCAAAAAAAGCAUUUUGAUAUAAGGGUCACAUAUGUGAUAAAAAAUGAUAAAUAACUACUGGACAUAUGUUGCUGCAUUUUAACAGCUUCAUUAAUAAAUUCGAAAGAGAACUUUUAUAUCUCUCUUUGGCUAAUAAAAAAGCCUUUGAAUAACAGUGCAUAAAUUAUGUAUUCAUAUUGAAGAAUGUGAAAGGCCUGGUUUGAAAAAAUAUGUUAGAUAAGGACUGUCGAUUCAUAGUAUUAUGGUUUAACUCACAUUUCCAUGAACUUGAUUUUUGAUUUAUAUCUGUAGAUUCUUUUGAGUGCUAUACCACUUAAGUGAUUGUGCAGUAAAUAUUUUGUGCAUAGUUUCAUGAGUUUUAAAAGUUUAGAGAGUGUCUGAGAGUGAAGAUAGUGAGGAAGAGACAGAAUAUACUUACUCUGCGUAAAAAGUUGAUAACAUCUGUGUAUCACCGAAUUGAUUACAAAAGUUCAUGUUAAGUGAGGACGUAUUAUCUAAAGGACAGUGUUUGGUGGUAGUUAAAAAAAAAAAAAAAUAAUAAAAAGGCUUUGAAAAUGUGUACAGUGAUGUAAAAAAAAAAGUGUUUGUGUUUCGUCUUUGAGUAGGAAAGAUGUAAAUAAAUGUUUCUGAAAAAUAAUAAAUAUUUCAGAAACAAUGUAUCAUCUGAACCAUACUCAAAUACGAUUGAAGGUGCAGUGGUUAAGUACACCUGGUGAUCGAACAAAAAUAGAUGACAUUUAUGCAGACAAAAAUAAAA
Vespula vulgaris is the source of this 4574-nucleotide messenger RNA. It is a transcript of the gene nito, whose product is annotated as RNA-binding protein spenito. Gene Ontology annotation, cellular component: nucleus. The record is from RefSeq and is a predicted model, not a curated record. Gene Ontology annotation, biological process: regulation of alternative mRNA splicing, via spliceosome. Lineage: Eukaryota; Metazoa; Arthropoda; Insecta; Hymenoptera; Vespidae. The transcript has 2 exons. Gene Ontology annotation, molecular function: mRNA binding. The coding region runs from base 380 to 2692 and encodes 770 amino acids.